Messenger RNA from Glossina fuscipes, 1466 nucleotides. RefSeq names its product tetraspanin-33. Gene Ontology annotation, biological process: protein maturation; protein localization to plasma membrane. The record is from RefSeq and is a predicted model, not a curated record. NCBI's taxonomy places the organism in Eukaryota, Metazoa, Arthropoda, Insecta, Diptera, Glossinidae. Gene Ontology annotation, cellular component: membrane. Bases 257 to 1144 code for a protein of 295 amino acids. The transcript has 2 exons.
UUUUUCUCUAAAGGGCAAUAGGAAGCAUUUGAAAAGUAUUGGGUUUGCUAUAAAUGAAAAUUAUUUUGUGCAAAUAUAUCUGCUAACUGAGAAUACACCAAGCUGCAAGUGAAUUAGACAUCGAGAAGACGGUGGUGGCAAGAGAAGCAAAGAUUGGAAAGAUUUGCCAUUUUCGUUUGAUUUGCAAUUUUAAAACGAUAUAGGCUCUAGGAGCGUCAAAUAAAUUUUGGAUUUCCUACUUCAAUAUAUAUUACCAAUGAGCAAUUAUCGUCAUCACAGCGGUGGUGGAUAUUGCGGCAUAGAAAUACGCGACAUGCAUCCUAGAAUAUCUCAGAAUUUCACAUACGUUAGUUCAUGUGUUAAAUAUAUGAUAUUCAUGUUGAAUUUCAUUUUCUGGCUGUUCGGUGGCCUACUGUUGGGUAUCGGCCUUUAUGCUUUCAUGGACAAAUGGGAAUCCACUGGUUGGGUACGUUUAGAGACCGUGUACGAUGUAAUCUUGAAUAUAUCUCUAGUCAUGAUGAUUGCGGGCAUUGUCAUAUUUGUGGUCAGUUUUGCUGGCUGUUUAGGUGCGUUGCGCGAGAAUACUUGCCUCUUAAAGUUUUAUUCGAUGUGCUUACUGCUGUUUUUUUUAUUGGAAAUGGCUAUUGCCAUAAUGGGCUUUGUAUUUCCCCAAAAUAUGAAUUCAUUCUUGGAAGACAAAUUCACCGACAAGAUCAUACAUUCGUAUCGCGAUGAUCCCGACUUGCAGAAUUUCAUUGAUUUCGCCCAAAAAGAAUUUAAAUGCUGCGGCCUAAGUAAUGUGGGCUAUCAGGAUUGGAGUAAAAACGAAUACUUUAAUUGCUCCUCACCGUCUGUGGAAAAAUGUGGUGUGCCUUAUAGCUGCUGCAUAAAUGCUACUGACAUUAGCUCCGGCUUAGUAAACAUUAUGUGCGGAUAUGGCGUGCAAGAGCAUUCAGUCGCUGCCGCUAGCAAGCGAAUAUGGACAAGCGGUUGCAUUGAAAUUGUGCGCGUUUGGGCUGAACGUAAUUUAUAUGCCAUAGCAGGUAUAGCGUUAGGUAUUGCUCUCAUCCAGUUGUUCGUCAUUUAUUUGGCCAAAACACUCGAAGGCCAGAUAGAGCUGCAAAAAUCCCGCUGGUCAGCGUGAAGGGGAUGAAAGCAUUAAAUCUUAAAUCUCCUUAACUUAGAAUCUCGUCAAUGUGAAAUGUGUUUUAGUGGUUAGGUUUUCACCAAUCUAUUGGUAUUUUUGAUAUGGGUAUUUAAAUCGUUAAGUAAGCAAUGAUUGGCAUUAACCCUCGUACAUUAAACCGUACAAAAUUGCCAAAGAAUUUGAGCAUUUUUUGUUUUGUUGCACAAAUUAUAUUUUAAAUAUGGUUUUUCAAGAGAGAUUUUUUAGUCUUACGAAUAGAAAGUUUAGGAUACUCUUAGAAAAUAACAAUCGAAAAUGAUGUAAACAUUUAUUUUUCAUG